Molecule: messenger RNA, 714 nt
Organism: Ichthyophthirius multifiliis
Lineage: Eukaryota; Ciliophora; Oligohymenophorea; Hymenostomatida
Product: trypanothione synthetase, putative
Exons: 1
Molecular function (GO): ligase activity
Source: RefSeq, a predicted model, not a curated record
AUGGAAACUAUAAUAAAAUCUAAAUUAUAGGCCAAAAAGCAAAAAGCUGAAUGGGGAACAAUAAUAUGCUAAUUUUGCUAAGUUCCUGCAUAUUCUAAUUUCGGUUUUCGGUGUAUGAUUGCUUAAAUGAAGCAAUAAAAAACCGAAUUACCCAGUUUCUAUAAUUAUAUAUAAAUAAAAAAUCCCGUAGACUAAUAAGAACAUGUAGUUUUUUGUGGAUUCAAAUAUUAAUGUGUAGAAUUAGCGAGGAGAUUUAUGAUAGUAAAUUAAGACGUUUUUUUCCAAGAUAUAGACUGCGCAUAUCAUAUAUUCGACUUGAAAUAUGUUUAUGAUAUUUUCGAUCAUAAUAAUAAAAUCGAAUUCAAAAGUUUUUUAAAUGGGGGAAAUGUAGCACCUUAAAGAGGAGAUUUAAUAAUUUCGGCUAAAAGUAAAAAUUAACCUUAUGGGCAUGUUUCUGUUGUAGUCAGAUGUAAUAUAGAAGAAAAGUAUGUGGAUAUUAUUGAAUAAAAUUAUGAUGAUUUUCAUACUGAAGAGAGAGAUUAUACUAGGAGAUUAGUUUUUGAAGUUAUUGAAGGGGGAAGAUAUUAUUUAUAUAACAAAAGUGUAGGAAAAGAAUAUUCGAAAGUUAAUUAAAAUAUAGAUUAAGAAGAUUCAGAUGAAGAAGGGGUUAUUGGAUGGAAAAGAGUGGACAAACCUUUGAAGUUUAUGAAUUGA